AUGGAGUUUCACCAACACCACCGUAACAACAACAAUUCAUCUCCACAAUGCUCCUCAAAUUCCAAUUCCAUCUCUUCUUCCUCCUCCGUAACCACCACCACCACCACCAACAACAACAACAACCCUAUGCACUCCUGGUGGGAAUCCGUCUCCAAAGCCCGUUCCCGAAUCCACUCCCUCGCUUCCAUCCUCCCUCACCACAACCACACUCUCUCCCCCCUCGCCGAUUCCGAACGCCCCGCUCUCUCCCUUCUCUCCUCCCCCACCGCUUACUCCGCCCUCUCCUCUUCCCUCUCCGGUUCCCACUCCGAUCCCCUCUGUCACUGGCUCUACGACACUUUUCUCUCCUCUGACCCUCACCUCCGUCUCGUUGUCCUCUCUUUCAUCCCUCUCCUCUCCGGACUCUACCUCUCCCGUGUCCAUUCCUCCGAUCCCCCCUCCCUCGCCGGAUUCGAAGCUGUCCUCCUCGCUCUCUACGCCGCCGAAACCAAAUCCAGAGCCGGUAAGCCUCUCCUUGUUACCAUCCCCGAUCUGUCCAUUCCCUCCAUCUACCAUACUCCCCUCCGUAAAACCCUUUCCCCAAACCCUACUCCAUCCGUCGGCGUUAUCUCUCCUCCUCUCGAACCUCAUCUCGCUGUUAAAUCGACCAAACGCGCCUGCAUCGUCGGUGUCGCUCUUCAUUCUUACUUCUCCCAGAUCUCCCAUAUGCCUUCCUGGUCAAAGCUUGAAUUCUGCCUAUUUGCCGCCGGUUGGGCAGGUCAGGACUGCCCCUGCCGAAGAGAAUUCGACCCAAUCAAAAGCCUCAACAAUACUUUAUCCUUAACCCAUGAGAAUGGUGAGGGUCAUCUUGAGAUUGAGGAGGUUGCACAAGCGCUGAACAGCUUGGAGAUUCAUCAUGACCCUGAUUGUGAAUCUCCAAAGGGAAUUACCAAAGGCCAUAGAAUCCCUUUACCUUGGGAGAUUCUUCAACCUUCAUUGAGAAUUCUAGGACAUUGUUUGAUGGGUCCAUUGAAUUCUCAAGAGGUGAAAGAUGCUGCUUCUUUUGCUGUUAGGUGUUUGUAUGCAAGAGCUUCUCAUGAUUUAGUGCCUCAAGCAAUACUUGCUACAAGAAGUCUCAUUCAGCUUGAUAACAGGACCAGGGAUGCUGCGAAAUCAGCUUCUUCUGCUGCUGCUUCAAAUGUCAACACACCUACCAAAACCAAGAAACCGGAAAUGCUUCUAGUUUCAAAGUGA
Vicia faba (fava bean) is the source of this 1233-nucleotide messenger RNA. NCBI's taxonomy places the organism in Eukaryota, Viridiplantae, Streptophyta, Magnoliopsida, Fabales, Fabaceae. The record is from the annotation of a GenBank genome assembly.